Messenger RNA from Pantherophis guttatus, 3926 nucleotides. It is a transcript of the gene MORC2, whose product is annotated as MORC family CW-type zinc finger 2. Lineage: Eukaryota; Metazoa; Chordata; Lepidosauria; Squamata; Colubridae. Gene Ontology annotation, cellular component: nucleus. The record is from RefSeq and is a predicted model, not a curated record. Gene Ontology annotation, molecular function: zinc ion binding.
GGUGCUGGCCACGUGACAGGCUGCCCCCCAAUCGCCGUCGAAGGGCGCUGUCGCCGUUGCUCCGCCCCCUCUUUCUCCUCGCCGCAUUGUGUGAAGGGAAGAGGAGCGGAGCGGUUGUGAGGCCGGAUCGGAUGAGAGCGGCCUCGAGGGGUCGGGGAGGAGGGGUGGGGGGAGAGGCCCGAAGGUAACCGUUUCCCUCAGAGAAGGGGAGAGAGAAAGGAAGCCGACGGCUGUGGAAGAAUUGAGGCGGAGGGGCGGCGGAUUGGACAGCGAAGGGCUGCGCUGACUUUGAAACUGAGGAGAUAACGGACGGGAAGUGGGGGGGGGGGGGGUCAACGGACGGGAGCACCGAUGGGCGAAGGAUGUUAAUCUGGGCUGGAAAGCUCCUGUUUUGCGAAGGGCAGAGGUAGCUUCUGAGGAGGGGAGCAGAGGCGGGAAAGCAGGCGUGUUCCGCUUUUCCCUCAGAGGAAGGGCUUGGCGGGUGGGGGAGGGGCGUCCGUCGCCAUCAUGGCCUUCGCCAACUACAGCAGCCUGCAGCGCGCUCAACUCACGUUCGACUAUCUGCAUACCAACUCAACCACACACGAAUUCUUGUUUGGAGCCCUUGCUGAGCUUGUAGAUAAUGCAAGAGACGCAAGUGCCACAAGGAUAGAUAUCUUUGCUGAGAAUCGUGAAGACCUUCGAGGUGGAUUCAUGCUGGGCUUUUUGGAUGAUGGAGCUGGAAUGGACCCAAAUGAUGCUGCAAGUGUGAUUCAAUUUGGCAAAUCUGCUAAACGGUCACCAGAAUCCACACAGAUUGGACAAUACGGAAAUGGCUUAAAAUCAGGUUCCAUGCGGAUCGGCAAGGAUUUCAUCCUCUUUACGAAGAAGGAAAACACCAUGACGUGUCUCUUCUUGUCUCGCACGUUUCACGAAGAGGAAGGCAUUGAUGAGGUGAUUGUUCCUCUGCCUACCUGGAAUGCCCGCACCAGAGAGCCUUUGACAGACAACAUGGAAAAGUUUUCCAUCGAGACUGAAUUGAUUUACAAGUAUUCUCCUUUCAAAUCGGAGCAGGAAGUGAUGCAACAGUUUGACAAGAUUUUUGGAGAGAAAGGGACUUUGGUGAUCGUCUUCAACCUCAAAUUGAUGGAUAAUGGUGAACCUGAGCUAGAUGUGACCUCUGAUCCCCGAGAUAUCCAGAUGGCUGAAACUCCACCUGAGGGAACGAAGCCAGAACGCCGUUCUUUCCGGGCAUAUGCUGCUGUGCUCUACAUUGAUCCCAGAAUGCGGAUCUUCAUCCACGGCCACAAAGUACAAACUAAACGCCUCUCCUGCUGCUUAUUCAAACCUAGGAUGUACAAGUAUACAUCCAAGCGCUUCAAGACUCGAGCGGAGCAAGAGGUGAAGAAAGCAGAGCACAUGGCUCGGAUUGCGGAAGAGAAGGCCAGAGAAGCAGAAAGCAAAGCCCGGGCUUUAGAGCUGCGGCUGGGAGGAGACCUUUCUAGGGAGUCCAGGGCUAUGCUGCGCCAGGCUCAAGACGUAGCAAUAACCAUACGGAGAGAGGCAGAUGUUAAAAAGAGGAUCAGGGAGGCAAAACAGCGAGCACUUAAAGAGCCAAAGGAACUGAACUUCAUUUUCGGGGUGAACAUAGAGCAACGCCAUCUGGACGGGAUGUUUGUCUACAAUUGCAGUCGGUUGAUUAAGAUGUAUGAGAAGGUGGGCCCACAGCUGGAAGGUGGCAUGGCCUGCGGAGGCGUGGUCGGGGUAGUGGAUGUCCCCUAUCUCGUUCUGGAACCGACGCACAACAAGCAGGAUUUUGCAGAUGCGAAAGAAUAUCGGCACUUGUUAAAAGCAAUGGGAGAGCACUUGGCUCAGUAUUGGAAGGAUAUUGAGAUCGCUCAGAAAGGCAUUAGCAAGUUUUGGGAUGAUUUCGGCUACCUAUCUGCAAACUGGAACCAGCCGCCAUCAAACGAAUUGCGUUACAAAAGGCGGAGAGCCAUGGAGAUCCCAACGACUAUUCAGUGCGAUGUGUGUUUGAAAUGGCGGACGCUCCCAUUCCAGCUCAGCUCUGUGGAGCAAGAAUACCCAGAUACCUGGAUGUGUGCCAUGAACCCCGAUCCUGAACAAGAUAGGUGUGAAGCUCUUGAGCAGAAGCAGAAGGUUCCCCUGAGCUUCUUGAGAAAGGAGAAAACACAGGAAGAUAAGCAGAAAGAGCUGACGGAGAAAAUUCGCCAGCAGCAGGAGAAACUGGAGGCCUUGCAGAAAACUACCCCAGUGCGUUCUCAUGCUGACCUGAAGAAACUGCCUCUGGAGGUCACCACGCAACCUGUGCUAGAGAACGCGGACCUAGGGGUCAAAUCCCAGCGGCCACGAUCUCCCCCGCUGCCAGAUGUGAUCAAGAAUGCUCCACGAAGGCCUCCAGUUCCUCCAUCUCCUUCCAGGCCCAUCAACUCUCAGAAGAAGGGCCCCCCACCCCGAAUAGCCAUCGGCUGCCCCAGACCACAGAACAUGGGGCACCAGGAAGAAUCCAACCUUUCCCGGUUACAGUAUCAUCUGGAAGGUCCUCGGAAAUGCUCCCCAUCCACCUUUGUAAGGCCCCUGUCCAGAUCUGCCUCUAUUGGAAAGAUGGCCCCCGAGCCUCUCCACGAUGCCAGAAGCCACCAGAGAUCCCCCAGCCCCAAACACUUAAAGGUGCUGCUUCCACCAAAGAAACCCGCCUUAAUCAAGGCUGCCCAGGCUUCCAGUUCCCGGAAGAGAGGCCUUAGCGCAUUGGAGGAUGAAAUGGAGGAGGAGGUUGGACUGAGAAAAGAGAAAAGGAAACCAGGCAAACUUGUGACAGUGAAGGAAGAGAAGAAAGACUCGAGUGAGGUGGUAGUUGAACUGACUGACAGUGCAGGAGAAGAGGAAUUAGCACACAUGAAAAGAGCACAGAAAGACAAAGGGCAGCACGUGGAGGUACGAGUGAACAAGGAGUGGUACACGGGCCGAAUUACAGCAGUCGAGGUGGGCAAACAGAUGGUCCGUUGGAAAGUGAAAUUUGACUACGUCCCAACCGAUGUUACCCCGAGAGAUCGAUGGGUGGAGAGAGGCAGUGAGGAUGUGAGGCUGAUGAGGCCCCCGUCUCCAGAACACCAAAGCCCAGAUACGCAGCAGCAGGAGGGGCAGCAGCAUCAGCAGACAAAUGGUCCUUCCGAACCUUCUACCUCCGAGUAUAGCCGAAUAGAGCCAGAUACUACUGGGCCCGGCAGCAGCCAAGAGAACGCGGACUUCUUAGCACAAUCCCUACGGAAUUGCUUGCGUUAUUUCUUGCCCCCCAAUUUCCCCAUCUCCAAGAAGGAUUUGACUUCCAUGAGCUCACAAGAGUUAGUGGCAUUCCCUUUGAAAGAGUAUUUUAAGCAGUACGAGGUGGGCCUGCAGAACUUGUGCAACUCCUAUCAGACCCGUGCAAAUGGUCAGAUCCAAGCCUGCGAGGAGAAAGUUCACAUCCUGGAGCAGAAGGUCAGAGAGACAAACGACAAGCUUCAGAAACUGAGGACGAACAUCGUUGCUCUACUGAAGAAAGUACAAGAAGAUAUUGAUUUCAAUUCAGAUGAUGAACUGGAUGCUUACAUCGAGGAUCUCAUUACCAGAGGAGAUUGACGAGCCCAGCUCCAGCAUCUGGGUGAAAUCAGAAAGGAACAUGGUUACUGUGUCCUCUGGGUCUCCGGUAGGUGUAGAGCAAGCAGCACAGACGGAUGGGCCAGAGCUGAAGCCGGAGUUUUAGAGACAUGUGUCCCUUGUAGAGUAUGUCAGUGUAGAACAUAUUCGUAUUUUUCUCUUUUAUAUAAUGAAAAUAGCCACUGUACUGUUAAGGUUUCUAACCUUGUUGUUUAUAAAUAUUUUAUAAAUAUAUAAAAAAAAAAACCUUAAAAACCCCAAAAAUAUAAUGGUUCAUGGAACAAGUUUUA